UUUCCGACUAGCAUCCCCGUCUGUUUCAUAAGGAAGUCUCCCCCGGGGUUCUGACGUUCAUCCGUAAUCGGACAAGCUCUCGUACACCUCGAACACGGACAGCGAGGACUUCCGAAUAUUCCCGAAAGUACUCCAAAGUCCAAGUGAUUAGGAGGGAUUACGUGAAGCGCGUCUUCUGUAAAGUUCUCGAAAGAAGGUCAAUUUCGCGUCGGUGGAGGUACAGUAUUGGGUUUCACCCGAGGGCUCCUUCGAUCACCAAGAAUAACAUCAACACUGAGUUUACAGAGCUAUUGCGACACCAGAAGAAGUGGACAUCUAAGCCGUUUACGCAAUUUACGUCGCUUAAGGCCAAAGUGUAAAGUGUCAUUUGUAUCGGCAAGAUUCCAAACAACUCAGAUUAGAUCACCUUUAUUAUCAAGCAACAUGUUUUCAGCUAUUCCUUUUGCACGGUCACUAUUUGAGACUUUGACAAAAGCUCUCACAGGAAGAGAUGAGGUGUUAGAGGUUUUGGGUGCCUUUGACUUGUCUAAUGAAUCACUGGAGGAAAUCAUGAGUCUUCUUAUGAAAGACUUUGAAAAAGGCCUCUCUGCUGAUGAAAGUGAGCGAGCACAAAGCCCAAUAAAAAUGCUUCCCACAUACGUAAGGGCAAUUCCUGAUGGCUCUGAAGUGGGCGACUUUCUUGCCCUGGAUCUAGGUGGAACAAACUUCAGAGUUCUAAAGAUCUCAGUUGAGGAUGGCAAAGUAAACAUGGAAAGUGACAUAUUUCCUUUGGCCCAAGAUCUGAUGAUCAGUGAAGCAAAUAUUUUGUUUGAUUACAUUGCUGGCUGUAUAUCACUCUUUGUGAAGAAAAAUAAGAUAAGUGAGAAGUCGCUGCCAUUGGGGUUCACAUUUUCAUUUCCUGUGAAGCAGUUAUCCCUAACAUCUGGCCUAUUGAUAAGAUGGACAAAGGGUUUCAGUGUUGCUGGAGUGGAGAAUGAAGAUGUUGUCAAAUUGCUGCAUGAAGCACUUGUUAGAACUGGAGUGAGCGCUAGUGUCGAUGUUGUGGCCCUAGUCAAUGACACUACAGGUACAAUGAUGUCUUGUGCAUUUGAAAAUCCAUCAGUCAGUGCUGGAUUAAUCUUGGGCACUGGAACCAAUGCAUGCUAAAUGGAGAACCUUGAUAAUGUUGCUAAAUGGGAUGGUGACAGAGAUGAACCACGACAAGUUAUUAUUAACACAGAAUGGGGUGCAUUUGGUGAUAAUGGAAGCUGGAAUCACCUCCGAACGAAGUACGAUGAACAAGUGGACAAGGAGUCCCUGAAUCCUGGAAUGCAAUUGUUUGAGAAGAUGAUUUCUGGAAUGUACCUUGGUGAACUUUGCCGAAUUGUUUGCAUGAACUUGGCUGACAAGAAACUGCUGUUCAACGGACAAGUCAGUGACAAAUUCAAGACCAAAAACUGCUUCCUUACCAAGUUUGUGUCUGAUGUGGAAAGUCAUGAAAGGCACAAGAUAGAGGAGGUUCUAAAAGAAAUGGAAGUGGAGAAACAAACCUCAGAGUCUGACAUUGAGAUUUUGCAGCGAGUUUGUGCUGCCCUCUCUAUAAGAGCUGCCAGACUGGCUGCAGCAGGAGUUGCUACAAUUGUCAAGAAAACAGGGAACUACACAACUACAAUUGCCGUAGAUGGAAGCCUCUUUAAAAAACACCCACAGUUCAAGCGUUACAUGCAAGAGACUCUCUCUGAUAUUUUGCCACAAGGUGAUGUCACCUUGAUGCUAUCUGAAGAUGGUUCAGGCAAAGGAGCUGCUCUCAUUGCUGCAGUGGCGUCAAAAUCGAAAAAACACACAGAGGCAGAAUCCGUGAAAGCUGAUAACAUGUUUGCAGCCACAUCUUUUACCCAGUUAGUCUGUGAAUCUCUGACGAGAGCCUUCACGGCGAAAGACGAGGUGUCAGAGGUUUUAGAGGUGUUCGACUUGCCGAGUAAAUCCAUCCUGGAAGUCACCAGAAUUCUGAGGGAAGACUUCGAUAGAGGUCUGUCUGCUGAUGAGAACGAACGAGAGAAGAGCUCAGUCAAAAUGCUUCCAACAUAUGUAAGAAAGAUACCUGAUGGUUCAGAAUCUGGCAACUUCCUUGCAGUAGAUCUUGGUGGAACAAAGUUCAGGGUGUUGUCAACCUCGAUACAAGAUGGCAAAAUUGAAGACAAAAUUGAAAACCCACCACUUGAUGAAACAAUAAAGACCAGUGAUGCUGAAACGUUUUUUAAAUACAUUGCUCACCAUAUUUCUCUUUUUGUCAAGAAACACGAGCUAAAUGAUCAUCUGCUGCCACUAGGGUUUACGUUUUCUUUUCCAGUGAAGCAAUCGUCACUCGCCUCAGGAGUUUUGAUUCAAUGGACCAAGGGAUUUUCUGCUUCUGGGGUAGAAAAUGAAGAUGUUGUCAAACUAUUAAAGAAGGCACUUGCAAGAGAGGGAAUGGGUUCUAAUGUGGAUGUGUUGGCCCUUGUCAAUGACACCACAGGUACAAUGAUGUCUUGUGCAUUUGAGAAUCCAUCAGUCAGAGCUGGGUUAAUCUUGGGCACUGGAACCAAUGCAUGCUAUAUGGAGAACCUUGACAAUAUUGCUAAAUCGGAUGGCGACAGAGAUGAACCACGACAGAUGAUUAUUAACACAGAGUGGGGUGCAUUUGGUGAUAAGGGCUCCUUAGAUCAUCUUCUCACGGAGUAUGAUAAACAACUUGAUAGGGAAUCCAGUAACUCUGGUGAACAGCUAUUUGAGAAGAUGAUUUCAGGGAUGUAUCUUGGUGAACUUGUCCGAAUUGUUUGCUUGGACUUGAUUGAGAAGAAAUUGCUGUUUAAAGGACAAGUCAGUGAAAAAUUCAGGACCAAAGACAGCUUUCCUACUGAGUUUGUGUCUUGGGUUGAAAGUGGUGAAAGGGAACAGAUAGACAAGGUUCUUAAAGAAAUGAAGAUAGAGAAACAAGCAGUGGAAUCUGACAUUCAGAUUUUGCAGCGAGUGUGUGCUGCAGUCUCCAUAAGAGCUGCCAGAUUGGCUGCAGCAGGGGUUGCUACAAUUGUCAAGAAAACUGGGAACUACACCACUACAAUUGCUGUUGAUGGAAGCCUCUUCAAAAAUCACCCACAAUUCAAACGUUACAUGCAAGAGACUCUUAAAGAUAUUUUGCCGCAAGCUAACAUAACCCUGAUGUUAUCUAAGGAUGGUUCAGGCAGAGGAGCAGCCCUUGUUGCUGCAAUUGCUCAAAGAAUGCACACAACUUGAGUUCAUGGCAAUUUUUUUCAGAUAAUUUCUUAGCCUUUGUUUUAACUGGCAGCAUAAUCAGUGACAAACUACAUAGGAAAAGAGCCAAAAUUACAAAGAAAGACAUUUUUAUGAAUCUAAACCUAAUCUCCUUCUUACCAUAAGCAAAAGAUUUAUUGACAUUUUCUGUUCGGCUUUAUCAGCUACAAAAAAAGUGGCCAUGAAGCAAAAAUACAAAAACCUCUUUUCUUGAUUUAUGGGUGCUCUCUCGAAACCUCUUUUCUUAAAUUAGUGGUGCUUUCUCAAUUGCUUAUGCAAGUUUUGUGCCUUUGAGGGAAUAAAAGUCUAGUGUUAUGGGUGAUGUGGAGUUGUCUACCUAAGGCCUUCACUGAAAUUGGGCUUUUCUACAAGAAAUUCGGAGGGGAAGGAAAAUUCAACACUGUAAAAGCAGGUAGUAAAUGGGGAUUACAACAACUUGACUCAGUUCUACGAGGGGGGUAAAGGGAACACAGGGAGGGGUCCUGCAUACAUUUCUCACACAUCAAAAAGUUGAAAUAAUGCAUCACAAAAAAAAUCACAUAUUACUAAACUUAAUUAUGGAACGAUCUUCCCCUUUUUAUUAGAAAUAUAUCUUCAGUUAAUGCUUUCAAGAAGGCUCUUAAAACUCAUUUAUUCCAGAAGGC
Molecule: messenger RNA, 3914 nt
Organism: Stylophora pistillata
Lineage: Eukaryota; Metazoa; Cnidaria; Anthozoa; Scleractinia; Pocilloporidae
Product: hexokinase-4-like
Biological process (GO): intracellular glucose homeostasis; glucose 6-phosphate metabolic process; glycolytic process
Cellular component (GO): cytosol; mitochondrion
Molecular function (GO): D-glucose binding; ATP binding; fructokinase activity
Source: RefSeq, a predicted model, not a curated record